UUAUAAAAAACAAAAAGCUGGGAACGUCCGAACUGGGAUACGGAACGAGCUCCUCAUUCAUUUGGCCUGAGCGUAAAGCGUCUAGAAGUGACUAAAAAAAUGUCUAACGGUUAUGAAGACCACAUGGAUGAUGUAUGCCGAGAUGACAUUGGCAGAACCAACCUGAUUGUGAAUUACCUUCCUCAAAACAUGACCCAGGAUGAGUUGCGUAGCCUUUUCAGCAGCAUUGGAGAAGUUGAAUCGGCAAAACUCAUCCGUGAUAAAGUUGCAGGGCACAGCUUAGGAUAUGGCUUUGUAAACUAUCUUAGUGCAAAAGAUGCUGAAAGAGCAAUAAACACACUAAAUGGAUUAAGGUUACAGUCGAAAACUAUAAAGGUGUCCUUUGCCCGUCCAAGUUCAGAAAAUAUCAAGGAUGCAAACUUGUACAUCAGUGGACUUCCCAGGACAAUGACACAAAAAGACGUAGAAGAUAUGUUCUCAGGAUUUGGACGCAUUAUCAAUUCACGUGUUCUCGUUGAUCAGGCAACAGGCUUGUCGCGUGGAGUUGCCUUUAUACGGUUUGACAAGAGAUGUGAAGCAGAAGAAGCAAUUGCCAGCUUCAAUGGGCACAAACCUCCAGGCUCAUCAGAACCCAUUACAGUAAAAUUUGCUGCCAAUCCAAAUCAGAGUAAAAAUAUGGCCCUCCUUUCCCAAUUGUGCCAUUCUCCAGCUCGACGAUUUGGGGGACCUGUCCACCACCAGGCUCAAAGAUUCAGGUUUUCUCCCAUGGGAGUAGAUCACAUGAGCAGUAUAUCUGGUGUAAAUGUUGCAAGCAGUGCUUCAUCAGGGUGGUGCAUCUUCAUCUAUAACCUUGGCCAGGAUGCAGAUGAAGGAAUCCUUUGGCAAAUGUUUGGUCCCUUUGGGGCUGUUACUAAUGUGAAGGUGAUCCGCGAUUUUAACACCAACAAGUGCAAAGGUUUUGGUUUUGUGACCAUGACAAAUUAUGAAGAAGCUGCCAUGGCCAUCGCAAGUCUUAAUGGCUACCGUCUAGGGGACAAGACCUUACAAGUUUCUUUCAAAACCAGCAAGUCCCACAAAUAAUUUGUUCUUAAAAUUUUGUAUAAAAUAGAGAAAAUAAGAUUCAUUGGGGAAGGGACUUUUGUUUUCCUUAGAUUAACUUGUUUUGCGCCAACUUUCACAAGUGUGCUUGUCUUACUCUAAAUGAAAAGUGGAAAGGUUUUUUUUUUAUACUCUAGCAAUGCAACUUACAUAUUCAAAUGCUUGAGAAAGCCCACCUUGUUAGACCAAUUUUAAGUUCAUUAAGUUAUUUACUUUAAUUGUACAAAUAAAAUGUGGAUACAUUUCAUAAAAUA
Spea bombifrons (plains spadefoot toad) is the source of this 1352-nucleotide messenger RNA. It is a transcript of the gene ELAVL1, whose product is annotated as ELAV like RNA binding protein 1. The record is from RefSeq and is a predicted model, not a curated record. The transcript is spliced from 6 exons. The coding region runs from base 100 to 1080 and encodes 326 amino acids. Gene Ontology annotation, cellular component: ribonucleoprotein complex. Gene Ontology annotation, molecular function: RNA binding. NCBI's taxonomy places the organism in Eukaryota, Metazoa, Chordata, Amphibia, Anura, Pelobatidae.